AUGUUCCUUGCUAAAGCACUUCACACCAUUAAUUUCAUUGGCCAUGAUCUCUGAACAUUAUAAAGCUCCUUGAUGUAAAAUAGGUGACGAAUGCUUACUCUGCUGUUUUUCAGACCAAGAUGGCUCACAUCCAGUUCACCGACACAUUGGUUAGGGAAUAUUUAGUAUCAAGGGGAUUUGCUACUGCAUUAAAGAGUUUUGAUUCUGAUGCUAAAGCCAGCAAGGAUCAUGGUUUCCGGGUUGAUAAGAUAAUGGAGAUUCUCAUGUCCAGUGUUCAAAACCUUGAGCUGCAGCAGCUAAGAACAAUGUGGUCUCACUUAGACAAACACAUAUUUAGGCACUUGGAAGCUCAUCAGAUUAUUGCCGCCCGGGACCUGGGUAUCGCGCUGAUGCGGCGGUACGUGGUCCAGGCAACCUCGUCAACUGAGACGGCCGGCAACCGCAACCGCGACAAGGUCCACGAGUUCUUCGAGAAGAUGGCUCCGGAGAUUCACAACCGACCCGAGUGGCGCGACUGGUUCGCGCUACCAUUCCUGAAGGCGCCCGAGGACCACCCGACGUUCUCCGUCUUCUUCAGUCGCCAGUGGCAGGACACACUCGCCGUGUCGCUCCAUAACUUCCUGGCCAUUGUCUUUCAGUGCAUGCCGCGCCCGACGCUGGCCCAGUACCAGGAGGACUCGGCGCUGAUGCUGCAGUUGCAGCGCGAGAACAUGGACCUGCGCAGCCGGCUGGAGGCGCUGACAGGCGCCGGCGCCGCGCCGCCGCCCGAGCUGCUGCCCGCUCAGCCCAUCAUGGACGACUUCAACGUGGUGGCGCACGAGACGCCUAGCGUGGACAGCUCGUCGUCGUCGAAGCUGCGCUCGCUGAUCGCGCGCUCAAUCGGCUCGACGUCGCCCGGCUCGAGGCGGCGCUCGCCGGGCUCGGUCCGCGCCGGCGCCGGCGGUGCGGCGGCGGCGCGGACGGAGCCGGUGGCGCCCCCGCGCGUGGCCCGCUCCAUCUCGGCUGGCCGGCGCCCGGCGGCGGCGGCGGGGGAGUCCCAGGUCACCGAGACGCUGCCCGACACCGGCGGCACCGGGCCCGUGCUGCUGGGACAGGUCCGUGGUGGGGCGGAGUGGGGAGGGAGAGGGAGUGGGUAG
This is a messenger RNA of Amphibalanus amphitrite, 1136 nucleotides long. RefSeq names its product WD repeat-containing protein 91-like. The coding region runs from base 120 to 1136 and encodes 338 amino acids. The record is from RefSeq and is a predicted model, not a curated record. The transcript is spliced from 7 exons. NCBI's taxonomy places the organism in Eukaryota, Metazoa, Arthropoda, Thecostraca, Balanomorpha, Balanidae. Gene Ontology annotation, molecular function: phosphatidylinositol 3-kinase regulator activity. Gene Ontology annotation, cellular component: extrinsic component of endosome membrane; late endosome membrane; early endosome membrane. Gene Ontology annotation, biological process: early endosome to late endosome transport.